Molecule: messenger RNA, 1101 nt
Organism: Parascedosporium putredinis
Lineage: Eukaryota; Fungi; Ascomycota; Sordariomycetes; Microascales; Microascaceae
Source: the annotation of a GenBank genome assembly
AUGGCCGAACCGGCGUCGGCUCCGAGCCAGGACUCUCCGCCGCCUUCAUGCGCAAGAUGCAAGUCCAACCCCGCCACCAUUAAACUCAGAGCCGACUUGACGUGCCCGUUAGGCCUCCUGCGCAAAGAACUUGUCGGGCCCCGCGAAAAACGCACGUGCAAGUACGUCGCGGGGCUUUCCUUUGGGCCCUCGUCCACGGCCCUCGUCCACGUCUUGGACGAGAACCUUAGAUAUGUGCGCGCAAGAGCAAACUCCAACUCGCCAGCCGCGUAUGAUUUGGUAGUUGUGCACGUAGACACAGACCUCCGACCUCCUUCCCCCACAGCUGCCGCGGAUAGUCAUCCAGACUCUGCUGCCACGCUGCAGCUGCAGAGGUAUCGGGAGAGGUUUCCCGACCUUGAGUUUCAACUCGUCCCCCUUAGCUAUGCGUUUGGCAUAUCUUCUAUAGACUGGUCCUCCCUUCCUUCCACCGACCCUGCUCUGGACCCUCAAGCGCGCAUGCAGGCGCUGUUUGACGCGCUUCCCUCGGUCACCUCGAGAGCCGACAUCUUGCGUCUACUUAUCCGCCACAUCCUCCUUUCCGUCGCUGCCGACAAUUCGUGCGAGGGCCUCUUGUUGGGUUGCACCACGACAGCCCUGGCGGAGCUCACCCUCUCCGAGCUCGCCCGAGGAAAGCCCCCUCGGAGCAUGCAAAUCUACUACCCCCUUCGUGAUAUUUUCCGCAAUGAGAUCCAUACGUUUCUUCGCCUCGCCGACCCGCCCUUAACCGGGCUUGCGGUCGCGAAUCCGCCUUCUUCAGCCGAAGUCGUCUCCCACAAGGAUCUGAGUAUCGAAGAGGCCAUGGUUCGCUAUUUCGAGAGCGUCGAGGAAGGGUAUCCUGCCGUGGUUGCCAACGUCGUCCGUACUACAGGUAGGCUGACGCGGGCAGGUGCCGUCGAUGCAGAAGGCGAGCAGGGAAGUGUAGCGUGUGGCUUGUGCGGCAUGGCAGUUGACGAGAGCGGCGAUGCUCGCUGGAAGGGUGAGAUAGGGGUCGGACCGGAGGAAGAAGGCCGUGCGGGUGCGCCCCUGUGCUAUGGUUGCGAAAGGUCAAUCCGAGGUUAG